AUGACCAUCACUAGCACAUCAAAGGAGCCUCCACCUGAUACAGAAUGUGGCAAACUAUGGACACUAGAAGACACAUUCAUCCAUCCAGAAUUCCGUUUGUUGUAUGUUCCUUCCAAAGAUGAAGAUGACAAGAUGAUGACGAUUAUUACUCCUUCCAAACACGAGCCAUCUUACGUGCCUGAUCGCAAAUUUUAUGCUCUAUCGCAUUUAUGGGGCACCGAUCCGAAAGAGAACCUGUGGGAUGUGAGCGACUUUAUCAAUGACGAGAAUGGCGCCACUGUGGAACCAAUACCAAUGAGAGAAGAGAAACGUGAGACCUUCUUGAAUCUACUACAAGAGAACCCUGGAUACUGGUGGAUUGAUGUCUUGUGUUGUAGAAGCGAUACGCCACCUGUUAUCAUGCGAGGUAUAUAUGGUUGCUGCCAUACGUGCUUUGCUAUGCUUGAUUGUCCAUCCGAAGCAAUUGAAUUUUUCUCAGCUGCAAUCCUUGAUCCUUCUAAGACUUAUGGCGAACCAAUUGAGGGGACAUCCUUUGAACGUAACAUGGUCAAGGGAGCAGCGAUGUGGAAGCAUGCUAGGGAUAUUUGGAAAUGCCGUUGGUUUUCGCGUGUAUGGACAAUGCAAGAAUUGGCCCUUCCACCUUCAGUUAUGUUACUCUCAGAGACAUGCGAUAUACCAUGUUACAUCUCUGCUGAUUCGCUGGAAGUCCCGAUGUUCCGUUGCUUUUUUUUCAACGCCUCUGCAGACCUGAAGCUUUCCCGCUCUAUGUUCAAACAAGAGCAUCCUUUCAUGUUGAGACAUGGAGUCCAAAAUUUCCAUGGAUCUGAGGGCGGUUCAAAAAGUCGUCGAUUCGGAAUGUUCCUCUCGAUACUCCGUCAAUUCAUCAAAUCUACACGAUCAUGUUAUUUUGUCGAAGAUUAUGUGUAUGGUGCACUCGGCAUUUUGGGUUUGGAUAUCCCAAGACUGAAUAAUAUAGAAGAUACAUGGGAUCGCUUUCUCUUCAGUUUCCGACGAUUUGUGGAGAAGAAUUUUUGGGAAGAAAUCGAAGAAUUGGUUUAUUCCAGGUCGUGGACUAGUGAUGUGGAGACGUCGUACUACAGUGAACGUCCGGAAUUGUUGGUCAAGCAUCUCCAGGAGACUGUGCGUUUUAACUAUCGCGAGGAAGGAAGAUCAUGUGCACUAUCAGGAGCGAGCAAGAUGGCAGACGUGUAUCGGGGGUUAUUAAAAAUCACCGUUGAUUGCACAUGUGAUGAAUGUGAGGGUUUAGAUUCUUCUAUACAGAGUUUUAAAUGUUUUUGA
Molecule: messenger RNA, 1299 nt
Organism: Lichtheimia ornata
Lineage: Eukaryota; Fungi; Mucoromycota; Mucoromycetes; Mucorales; Lichtheimiaceae
Exons: 1
Coding region: 1-1299 (432 amino acids)
Source: RefSeq, a predicted model, not a curated record